Porites lobata is the source of this 3490-nucleotide messenger RNA. The record is from the annotation of a GenBank genome assembly. Lineage: Eukaryota; Metazoa; Cnidaria; Anthozoa; Scleractinia; Poritidae.
AUGAUCCGUCAACCCAGUAGUGUGAUCAUCGCGGGCCCCUCGGGCAGUGGCAAGACCGACUUGGUGGAACAAUGGUUACGGUACCUCAACGUCUUUCAAGUCAAACCCCGCAAGAUUGUGUAUGCCUAUGAUCGUUGGCAACCCCGGUUCGAACGUAUGCAAAAAAAGGAUGGGAUUCAAUUUCAUCGCGGGUUACCGGACCCCCGUCAUUUGACGCAAUGGUUUGGUCGAACGCGCGGAGGGGUCCUGGUCUUGGACGACCUGAUGGAAGAAGGGGGACAAGACAAGCGCGUGUUGGAUUUGUUCACCAAAGAUUCGCAUCAUCGCAACAUCACGGUGCUGUAUUUGACGCAAGAUUUAUUCCCGCCUGGCAAAUUUUCCAAGACUAUCAAUCGCAACGCGCAUUACAUUGUGGCGUUCAAAAACCCCCGGGAUCAAACAGGCAUCCGAACCAUUUUAUUGCAAGCCUUUCCGGAACGGUGGCGUCAAGUCUUGCGCCUAUUUAAACGCAUCACGGCCCGUCCCUUUGGCUAUUUGAUGUUAGAUGUACAUCCUGCGUCGGAUGAUCGCUACCGUUUGUGGAGUCAUUUAACGCCCCGAGAAGGCAAAGCCCAAGUCCACACCUUGCGUGCGGAUGUCCCUGCCGUUCGACAACGAACUGCAACGAGAACUCGCCAGGGUUCGUCGGCAAAGAGAAGGCGGACAACAUACUGACUUAGCCGCCCGCAUGGACACGCCCACCCUCUCGCCCGCCGGUGUGGGCGCCCCCACGGCACCGCCCCCUCCGCCCCAGGAUCUCAGCAGUAUGACGGACAUGGUGACCGAAUUGUCUCGACCCGUGGAUCGUGCUCAAUUGGAUCAAGACAUUGACGCCUUUAAUUUAACCUACCCAGUCAAUGUGGACGAUGCCUUGAAUGCGUUCACGCUCCCGCCCGUGGCGGGUACCGGCACAGCACCACCCGCUACCACGGCCACCCAAACCCGUCCUACCACGUCCACCCGAACACGUCCCACCACCACCAGUCGGCCACGACCCGUCACCUCCACCCGAACACGCCCUGCUACCACCGCCACGACCACCAUGGCUCCCUCACGUCCCUCCACCUCUCGCCGCAGCGCUGGGGCAGGUACCAGGACCACUACCUCUACGGUGAUGACCCCCACGGGACGCCCCACCGUGGCCGCCAAACAACCGCGACGACGUCCCCCCGCCCCACCAUCUCCCGAUUCGUCCCCUCCGUCCGAUGACGAGGAUGAAGAUGAUGACGAUGACGAUCGAGGGCGAGGCUUAAGGCGACGAUUGGAUUUGCUCAAUGAAGAUGCUCAAGAACGAGCUCGAGGCCGACGGAUUCGCAACAUCACGCAUACCAAUACAGUCACCACCGUCUACGAAGAGGGUGGACGCCCUUCGGUACGCCGCACGUCCACCCGCACGUCCGGCCCACGACCCCCACGACCCCCACGUCGAGGCCGUGGCCGUGGCCGAGCCCGUGGACGAGGUGCCAGGUCUGCGUAAACAGAAAAAAGGUAUAAAAACAGCGGUCUCUUUUCCACCAUCCCAAAAAAAUGUGUGGUCGUUGUGGACACGCAAUGGCCCCUAGACGCAAACGUAAACGCACCACGACUCGACGACCCGCCAAACGACGACGGCGUGUGAGUCAAGUGGGGGGUUUCGGGCCUGCUGUGCCUAUAAGCAUUAUGAAAGCUGGUUAUGGGAUCACCAAAGCCAUUGGGGAUCAUCAAACCAAGCGUGCCAUCGCCAUUGGCGAAAAACGUCGACGAGAAGUGGCUUCAGGCAAACGGAAAAAAUAUGCGGGGGAAUCGUUUAAUUGUUCGAUCAUGUGAAAACUAUAAAAGACUCAAGGUGUGUCCUCCCUCGGACAGAUCAUCAUCAUGCACUGUGGUCCACGACGACGAAAACGACGCCGAAAACAACAAGGGGGUAUUCUCCCACUUCUCAUCCCUGCGGCUGUGGCUGCAGCCGUCCUCAUGAAAAAAAAGAAGAAAAAAGUGGGCAAGAUCAGUGCAGCCAAUCAACGACUGGUCCAACGACGGGUCCAGCGGAUGUUUAAUCGAAUGCCAGGUUGGGGCGGUUUUGAAACAAUGAAAAGGCUAUAAAAGAAAACGCUUGGUUGGACACAAGACUUUAAUUGAGGAUGGUCCGGGGACCCAACGGUCGCCGACAUCGUUAUGUCCCUCGAAUACGACGCCGGCGACGUGGACGCCAACGCGGUGCUAAACUCCCGCUGUUGGCAAUGGCUCUCUCGCCUUUGUAUCUCCGGAAAUUCAAACCCAGAAUCCGCCUUCGACGCCCGGACUAACCGACGUCCUAAACGAAAAGCCGUCACGAUUGCGUUGGAUUGGGAUGACCAGUAUGAAGCGGCCUUGUGUUCCCGGUGUCGACAUCACAUGCAAACGCAUUAUCAUGGCGAAUUGUGUGGUCGGUGUGGCGCCAUUUUUACCAUAAAUAGACCUUGGUCGUUGCCUGAACUCAAGAUUCAUCAUGGGGUGGCGCAUGGAACGUCAAGCCCCGUUCUUAAAAAGUGUCUUACAAGAAGCCAAUCAACACAAACGACAAGAAUUGUUGCGGAUGGCCAAUGCGGAUCAGAUCAAUGCGGUCAGUGAAUUAGUGAUGAACACGCUCCGUGGCACGGUACCCCGUUCCCGGCACACCAUCACGUUGCUCAAACCUCAUGCCCAGAGUUUACGCGCUAUGGCUAAACCCGCUCAUUCUGUCAAACGUCGACGCGCCAUCAUGAUGGCUCAAACAGGGGGUGCCCUCUGGCCCGAACUCUACCGAUGUUAUAAACGUUGCAUGCGCUAGAUCAGAUCCCUCAGUUGCACCAUGGAACCCGAGAUGGUCAGCACCACGGUCAACAACGCCCCCGCUUUUUUACAAUUACGCGACCAGUACAAACAAGAAUUGGUAGAAGAUACCCGUUUGACCAAAGCCGCGGAUUUAGCGGCCAAGCAACAUGUCCUCCUGACCAGUGAUGUCCCCGAUGCUUGGAAACGGCCUCAACUCAAAGCCGUCAGCCGUCAAUUACGCCAUUGGACCAAAAAAGUACGUCAACCCUUUGGAGCCGCGGCAGGGGGUGUGACUGCCGCCGGGGCCACGACGCCGGGCGAUGACGAUUUUGAAGCGGGUCCCAUGCAAGCCUGGUUCACGCAAUUGGUCAAGGCCACCCAGGGUAUAAAACAAGGCACCCCCACUGGUGGACCCAGAAAACCGCUUGUCCCGCCCAAGCCAAAGUUCACACCCAGUGCUAAAAAGAAACUCAAGUUCACCACCCCAUCGACCAGUGCGGAGUUGGCGAAAGAAUUGCCCUUUUCAGAGGACGUGGGCCCGAAACCUUGGGACAGCCCCUCCUUAGCCAUCAAGCGCAAAAUCAGACAAAAAGCCAAAGAAGUGGCCAAGAAAAAAGCUAAAGAAAAAGCCGCAGGUUGGGCUAAAAAAGCCUUGGAUUGGAAAUCGUGGAAAACCCCCUAA